UCAAAAUAACUCUUUAAUCACCCACCAAAAUUGGGUGGGUCUAUGCAAAAUAUACAACUACAAUUCAUAAUAUUUUACUAGCUAGCAACACUGUACGUAGAAGCUUAAAUCAUAACUUGACGAUUAAUUUUAUGUUCCAAUCCACGCGUAUUAUUGGACCACCUACCAAAUUACAUUUCUGACUACGUCAGUAAUAUUACAUAAUUAGUCUUGCACUCCUCGAAAUACAGCGGAUCGAUUGGGGAAACAACAUCCUUCCAUCUGCACAAAUCGAUGUCGUAUAGCCUCUCGAAAUCGGAUUGCAAAUAAAAAACACAAAUAUUCAAGAUCCAAUGAUCCUCGUCCACGAUGAUUCUCCUACGUAUAGCGUUACUCUUGACAUCAAGAAACAGUGCACGAAGUCAUGACGACUUAUAAUAAUGGUAUUAUUAUUGUUGUUACUGUUAUUAGUGUGUGGCGAAACGAAGAUCAGCUUGUAAUUUUAUGAAUGUCGAUCGAAGGCUUGGACGAAAUACCCGUAGGCGGCGGCCUCUGCGGCUCGCGCUCGCGCGAAGUUGGGCUGGUAGCUCAGGGUGUUGAGCUGCCGUGAUGCGACCCGGCAUAUCGGCGAUGGUUUCCGGCGAGCAGCGGGUUAAGAAAAGAAGCUCGGCGGCGGAGAGUGGAAGCAAAGUGAAGCGAUGAAUUUAUUAUAUGGCGAAGCCGAUUUGGUUGCCUAGUGCAGACUGCGACUUACAAAUCCUUUGCUCCAUGGGCUUUGUGGCCCUGGCCCAUAUGACCAUUUUGUUGACUUUAUAUUUUGACCGGAUGCUGAACUUUGCACUUGAGUACCAAGAUAAAUGGAGAGUGACUGUCAAACCGCUAUCCAGAAAAUGAAGGGUGAGGAAGAAUCGAGGCUGGAAGCAGGCAUGGUUGCUAGAGAGCUGAAGGAGCGGGCCAGGUCGAUGGGCCACAGAUCAGGUGGAGCUUCACAAAAAGGCUAGGAAUGAACCGGCCCAUUUAAUGGCCCACUCGAAUUGUAAUUGGGACUCUUCAGAAUCUUGGGCCUUAGGCCUCCUGUGUUCAUCCUUUCUCAGAUUUUUUUUUAACAAAAGCAGGUUUCUGUAAAAAAAAAAAAAAAAUCGAGGGUAAAAAAACAUAGGAGGUGCAGUGCCAAGAAGAUUCGAAGCAUUGGGAGGCCGUGGUACCACUCCCAAGUUGAGGAGGACAGUAGCGUCAUCUGGUCAUUAGGGUUCUUAGAAUUCGUUGGUGGAUUUGUGCCUUUUCUAAUCGAGGAGCUUGAAAUUAAUGGGGAGCGGAAGCAAGAGAGAUAGGGAUUCCCGAAGAUCAACUUCGAACCGAGGCAAGGGCAGAGAAUCGGACGACUCCGAGUCGCAAUCUUCUUCCGGCGAGUCGGCGAGUCGCGACUCCUCUCCUCGGGGUAGGAGCUCCCGGAGUCGCCGCCAAGAGCGUAGCAGCCAUGGCCGGAGCAGAAGCCGUCGUGGGAGUACUCGCAAGGACCGCAGCUCUAGUGACUCCGACAGCGAUAGCGACGAUCAUAGAGGCAAGAGGAAGAAAUCGUCGAGAAAAGUUUCUGAACAAGAAAUUGCCGAGUACAUGGCGAAGAAAGCUCAGAGGAAGGCUAUGAAAGUUGCCAAGAAAAUGAAGGCACAGUCCGUCUCUGGCUAUUCGAAUGACUCCAAUCCUUUCGGUGAUUCGAAUUUGAAUGAAAAAUUUGUAUGGAGGAAGAAGAUUGAGCGUGAUGUUGGCCAAGGCGUGCCAUUAGAUGAUUUUUCGAUGAAAGCAGAGAAAAAGAGGCAAAAGGAAAGAAUGGCGGAGAUAGAGAAAGUGAAAAAGAGAAGGGAGGAGAGGGCACUCGAGAAAGCACAACACGAGGAAGAAAUGGCAUUGUUGGCAAGAGAACGUGCAAGGGCUGAAUUCCAAGACUGGGAGAAAAAGGAGGAUGAGUUCCAUUUUGAGCAAAGCAAAGUCAGGUCUGAGAUCAGGGUUCGUGAAGGGCGAGUUAAACCAAUUGAUGUUUUGGCAAAGCACUUGAAUGUCUCAGAUGAUCUGGACAUCGAAAUCAAUGAACCAUAUAUGGUUUUUAAGGGUUUGACAGUUAAAGAAAUGGAGGAACUUCAUGAUGACAUCAAGAUGCACUUGGAUAUGGAACGAACAACACAAACACAAGUGGAUUAUUGGGAGGCCCUCUUGGUGGUUUGUAACUGGGAACUAGCUGAAGCUAGGAAAAAAGAUGCUCUUGAUCGAGCAAGAGUACGUGGUGAAGAACCUCCUGCAGAGUUGCUUGCAGAAGAAAGAGGUAUGCAUCGUGGCAUUGAAUCCGAUGUGAGAGAUCUUUUGGAAGGUAAGACCUCCAGCGAGCUGGAUGCAGCCAAAUCCAAGAUCGAGCUGUUGUUGAGUUCUGGAGAAGCAAGGGUCGUCGAGUAUUGGCAGGCUGUCCUGAAGCGACUCCAGAUUUACAAGGCAAAGGCCAUUCUGAAGGAGAUCCAUGCUAAGAUGUUGCGAACCCAUUUGAACCGUCUUGAACCAACUUCAGAAAUUGACUACAAGUCAGAAAGCGACCAUGAUUUAAGGCCGAUUAAGGAGGAAAGUGAGCCCGAGGAGAAAGAAGAUCUUGAGCCCUUUCCCCAGGAGCUUGUGGAGGAAACUCAAGAGCCAGAAGAAGAAGAGGCUGGAUCAUUCUCUCCAGAGCUCUUACAUGGCAAUGAUGAUGAUGAUGAAGCAGUGGACCCUGAAGAGGACAAGGCUAUAUUGGAAAAGAAGCGGAUGGCUGUGCUGGAGGAGCAGCAGAGACGAAUCCAAGAAGCGAUGAAAUCAUCAAAACCGCCUCUGCCUCCACCUCCGGAGGAGACCCAAUUUGAGAUGAAAGCGUUCAAAGCCAUGGGAACGAUGGAGGAAGGCGAUGCAGUGUUCGGAUCUGGUGCGGAAGUGAGUCUGGACUCGCAGGUGUAUUGGUGGCACGACAAGUACCGGCCCAGGAAGCCUAAGUACUUCAACAGAGUGCACACCGGUUAUGAGUGGAACAAGUACAACCAGACCCACUAUGACCACGACAACCCGCCUCCGAAAAUAGUUCAGGGUUACAAGUUCAACAUCUUCUACCCCGACCUCGUCGACAAGAUCAAGGCUCCAAUAUACACGAUUGAGAGGGACGGGAGCAGCGAUGAGACCUGCAUCAUCCGGUUCCAUGCUGGACCACCUUACGAGGACAUUGCUUUUCGGAUUGUGAACAAGGAGUGGGAAUACUCUCACAAGAAGGGAUUCAAAUGCACGUUUGAGCGUGGGAUAUUGCAUGUCUACUUCAACUUCAAACGUCAUCGCUACCGCCGAUGAUUUACGAGCAGCCUUAUCGGGAACUUUAUAUUUCCUUCUGCCAUUAGAGCAGAGUUGGCAGAUUUUUGUUUUUUGUUUUUGGAGUAGAGACUACUUAGGAUCUUACGGACUUGUUUUUGUAUCAGUGUAUGGUAUCAUCUUUUAUGUAAUUUUGUGAAUCUAUGUAACUUUUGGAUUGAACCAUUAAGUUUGAGCCUACAAACUUAGCAUUGAGUAUUUCGAAAGUAACUAUUGCGGGUUGUUUGAUAGUUGGGUUUUGGGUGCUGAUUUGGUACUCAUUUUCAUGGUUUCACAAAAUCCAAUGUUUGGCAGCACAGGAAAUGGGGAAUGAAAUCCAGGAAACAUGGGUUUGUUAACUCUUUGGUUCCAUAUUCGUCGACCUUUGUAGAAAAUGCUUGGAUUCAUCAAUUUACGGUAGUGGCAGGAAGGAGAAUGGAAGAAAAGCAAUUCAUUUUAUAUAAUUCGAGUUAUACCCAUAUUUUUAAAUUCAAUACAAUGUAAAUCCAUCGAAUGGUUUGAAAGAAGUAGUUAUUAGAAUGAAAGAAGUAGUUAUUAGAAGUAGAAUGGAUGUUGGAUUAGAUGGACAUGUUUUGGAGUACUGAAAUUCACAGUAGAAUUUGUUGAACAAGUAAAAUAAAAAAGAGCGAUUGAAUUGAAAUAAAAUCUAGAGUAAAUUUUCAAACGUACA
Molecule: messenger RNA, 4018 nt
Organism: Linum trigynum
Lineage: Eukaryota; Viridiplantae; Streptophyta; Magnoliopsida; Malpighiales; Linaceae
Source: the annotation of a GenBank genome assembly